AGACCCUCGGGUGCACAUCAGUAACUGCCGCAAUAACACGCGGCAGAGCUGCAGCCUGCUCGUCCUCAGGAAAGUCAUAGCCAACGACACCGGUUACUUCACCUGCAGCCGUGACGACUCCCCAUCUAAUGAGGAUCUCAUGGCGAGGAUUUAUGUGUUUGUUAAAGACUACAAAAACCCAUUUGUGGAGAUUCACCCGGAACAUCCCGAAAUAAUCUACAUUUUAGUUGCUAAGAAAACGGUUGUUGUCCCUUGCCGGGUCACCUCGCCAGAUAUCAAACCUAAGCUUACCCAGUACCCUCAUUCUGUAGAGAUGAACUUCAAGAGGAUGACGUGGGACCCAAGAAGAGGAUUUGUCAUCCCCUCUCAUUCCUUCGUUUACUCCGGAGUGCUCACGUGCACCGUAAACGUCAAUGGAAGCGUGUUCACCUCCUACUACCUGGCACAGAGACUGGAGGACAGAGUACAGAACCUGGCUCUGAAAGCAACUCCCAAAAAACUGCUGGUCGGAGAAACUCUCAAUUUGGAAUGCAGAGCAGAAACCUUCAUCAACGGGCGCAUUGAGCUCAUCUGGACGUGUCCUAAUGGGAGACACCCUUAUCCUAGAAGAACAAUAGACCAGAGUGGCACGGUGUACAAAGUGGACAGCAGCCUGACAAUUGAAAAUGUCACCAUGCAAGACGGAGGCUUGUACAUAUGUAAAACAUUCAACGUGACACAGCUGGAGGCCAACGUCACAGUCACUGUGUACGACAAACCUUUCAUUACGGUUUCCCAUAAGAAAGGGCCUUACUACGAGAUCACAUCAGGACACAAGUCACUGAAACUCGCUGCAAAGGUGGAUGCCUUCCCUCGUCCAACUGUCACCUGGUACAAAGAUGGCAAACUCAUCAAGGACAACCACACUUGCUAUGAGCCGGACCCAAUCAAGUACAGACUGGGCAUAAGGGACGUGAGACCGAAGCACGCUGGAAACUACACCAUUGUCUUGAGCAACGCAAAAUACGGCCUGUAUAAGAACCUCACCAUGCAGCUGGUAGUGACAGAGAGACCCAAAAUCUAUGAAAAGGAAACUGAUUUUGAUAAGAUUGAGCGGGUGGAGUUAAGAAGCAAACACAGAAUCCAGUGCACCGUAAGCGGGAAUCCUGACCCCAAGAUCGAGUGGAAGUGGCAGCCCUGCAGCCUCACAGACACGCUAUGCAACCCCGAUGGGCCAAAAAUUGUGGUUCAGGAGAACAUGUUCAUAGGCAACAAGAUCAGAAGCAUUGAGAACAUAACCCUGAAGCAUGGGGAUAAAAGAAAGAUUGUGAGCACACUGACUACAGAAAACAGCAGUGCCUCAGGAAUCUAUUACUGUGUGGCUUCAAACAAGAUUGGCGAAGAAGAGAGGAGCAUUGAGUUCUACGUCUCAGAUGUGCCGUUUGGGUUGCAAACAGACCCACAAGUCACAACCAUUGUGGGGAACAAUGUCCGGCUGACAUGCCGGGCCUCUAAGUACAUCUACAGCCACCUGGCCUGGUACUACCCGUCCUCAGAGCCUGCUCCCGGUGACUUGCUCAUCAAGAAAAUGGACAACUACUCCAUUUCUUUGACACUGGUCAUUACUAACGUCACGAAGGAACAGAGUGGCCUCUACAAGUGCAGAGCCCAGAACCAGCACAACACAACCGACACGCUAGAGCAGCACACCCGGCUCCUCGUCAGAGCCAAGGUAGCGCCAUAUGUGAUACAGAACCUGACAGAUCUGGAGGUGAACAUCAGCGGCAAGAUCGUCCUGGAGUGUAAAGUCAGUGGAAGGCCAGAACCUCAGAUCACAUGGAGGAAGAAUGGCUACCCCAUUUCAGCAGCAUCAGGAAUUUCCAUGGAAAAUAACACCCUGGUCAUUGAGCGAGUGAAAAAGGAUGAUGAAGGGCUCUAUGAAUGCAAGGCAACCAACGACAUGGGCCAAGACAGCACAUCAGCCUUCAUUAAAAUCCAAGGUUCUGAGGAGAAAUCCAACAUUGAAGUGAUCAUUUUGGUCUGCACUGGUUUGGCUGCCACCCUCUUCUGGCUGCUUCUGACCCUAUUCAUUCGGAAACUCAGAAAGCCUGAUGCCACGGAUAUUAAAACGGGAUACCUGUCAAUUAUCAUGGAUCCAGAGGAAAUGCCUCUUGACGAGCAGUGCGACCGUCUUCCCUACGACAGCAGUAAAUGGGAGUUCCCAAGGGACAGGCUGCGGCUGGGUAAAACACUGGGUCAUGGUGCUUUUGGGAAGGUGGUGGAGGCGUCUGCUUUUGGCAUUGAUAAAUCUUCAACCUGCAAAACAGUUGCCGUAAAAAUGCUUAAAGAAUGUGCAACUACAAACGAAUGCAAGGCUUUAAUGUCGGAACUGAAGAUCCUCAUCCAUAUAGGACAUCACCUGAAUGUAGUCAACCUGCUGGGAGCCUGCACCAAAGCUGGAGGUCCUUUAAUGGUCAUAGUAGAAUAUUGCAAAUACGGAAACCUGUCCAACUAUCUAAGAGGAAAACGAGGAGAUUUCAUUGCAUACAAGUCCCAGGAAAACUCAGACCAAGCAGAGAAAAGUCUGGAUGAGUCCAACAGUGAUUUGACCGAACUGAUCAAGAGGCGCCUUGAGAGCGUAGCCAGCACAGGGAGCUCGGCCAGCUCUGGAUUUAUUGAAGAUAAGAGUUACAGUGAUUCAGAAGAUGAUGAAGAAGACGCCGAGGAUCUCUACAAGCGCCCCCUGACUCUGGAGGAUCUGAUUUGCUACAGCUUCCAAGUGGCAAAAGGCAUGGAGUUUCUCGCCUCCCGAAAAUGCAUUCAUCGGGAUUUGGCAGCAAGGAACAUCCUUCUUUCAGAGAACAACGUGGUGAAGAUCUGUGACUUCGGACUUGCCAGGGACAUUUACAAAGACCCUGACUACGUACGGAAAGGAGACGCAAGGCUUCCACUCAAAUGGAUGGCUCCAGAAGCUAUUUUCGACAAAAUUUACACAACGCAGAGUGACGUGUGGUCUUUUGGAGUGCUGCUAUGGGAAAUAUUUUCACUAGGCGCCUCCCCAUACCCUGGAGUGCAGAUAGACGAGGACUUUUGCCGACGGCUCAAAGAAGGAACCCGGAUGAGAUCUCCAGAGUACUCGACUCCAGAAAUCUACCAGACAAUGCUGGAUUGUUGGCACGGAGUACCCACAGAGAGACCGACUUUCACCGAGCUUGUGGAGCGCUUAGGAGACCUUCUUCAAGCCAACGUACAGCAGGAUGGUAAAGACUAUAUUCCACUGAACAUCACCUUGUGUCCUGAUGGAGAAUCUAAUGCCAAAACUUGCCCCGUGGAAGAAAACUUGACCAACGGUGUUAAUCGCUGGAGCGCAGUGGAAACUGGUAACAACAGCAAGAAGCGGCCACUGAGUGUGAAGACAUUUGAUGAGGUGCCAGUGGAAAAGGAGAAAGUGAUGCAUGAGGAGUCGGACAGUGGGAUGGUGUUGACGUCAGACGAGAUAAAAAGCCCAAAGAGGCUGGAAAUCCGUUCUUGGCCUUAUGGGAUCAUGGCUCUGGCGCGCAGAGCUGUCAGCAAGAGCAAAGAAUCCAUCUUAUCUGACCACGAGCGUGAGGCUGUCAAAUACCAGCCAGCAGUACAGGUAGAAGAGGACACCAUGGACUUCACACUGGAAGACUCUGUUCUCCUUCCUAUGGAUCCCACCCUGGAAUGCCACAGCCCACCUCCGGAUUACAACUCCGUCAUUCACUACUCGGCCCCCCCGGUGUAACAGCCCAGCCCCACACAGGGCGCCCCACAACCCUACCAGCUGAUCCUCACAUCCCUCCACGCCUGGAGAGAGAGGCCGGGUAAAAACACGAAGGGAAAUCUGACAGGACAACGGUUUAUGUGCUUCUUCUGGCACAUCUCUGAUGUGAAUAGAAACAUUUUAAGAUCAUCUCCUUUGCUAUCUUUAAAGGCCUAUUGCAACACAUGCAGUAAAUGACAAUUCUGUCUAUUGGAAUCAUGAGUAGGAGCCGUAACCCAGAACUGCCUCCACUCCUUCCUCCCCUGGCCGGGACUGUUCAUUGGCAUCCCCAGAUUUACAAGUUCCUUCAUUCACAUUUCACUCCAUGAGAAUUGAGUCAAGCCAGUUGUGAAAAGAGAAUUCAUUCUACUGGUCCUGCACACAUCCUGCAGGGAUUCUUUAGGACGAUGCUGUAAGGGAUCAGUUGGAAACACCAGCCACACACCCAAACGUUUUGGAGAAAAUGCAAAACUGAAACAUCAUUUUUGGAAGGUGGGAUCUCACCUUCCAUAAAUAUUUCUGGAAUCUGAAAUCCCAAAUAUUUUGGUUACAGUUUGUGAUUUAAUGAUUUUCACUGCCUAGAGGAUACACUCCUAAAAUCGCUAUGGCACAGAGAAAGCAGAUAGUGCUCGUGUAUCAAGAGGCAGGCUGGUCUUUCGGGCCAUCAGGGCACACAACGUGGUUACAUCUGUUUCCCUGUGCUUUCUAAUUGUUCAAACAGCAAUUUAUUUACAUAUAUGCAAUAGGGAGCCUUGAUGGAGAUGCAUCUGUAAUGAUUGCAAGGCAAAAUCACUGCCUUCAAAUAAGAACCUUCUUAAGCUUAACUAGACCAAAUUUCCCAGCGCACACGCACGUGUUUGUGUGAACGUGCAUAAAAUACUCGUUACAACAAGAGAGUUACACAUACAUGCACCUACACCCUUGAGGCACCAGCAGGGUAGCAACAUUUUUAAGUUUCCUUUCUGCACACAGGCUAUUUACUAAAAAGGAAAAAAAGGCCUUUCCUUUGGAUUUUGAAGCAGAUGCCCAGCAGUUUGAUCCUGGGAAUACCAGCCUGUGCUAAACUAUAAACACGUGUGCCACGUGUUUGUCUCUGACUGUCCUACCAAGAGAAAUAUCGGUGUGAUACGUAGUACCCCCUCUACAUCUAAGCCCUUCAUGGCAAUUCAAAGCUAUUUUUGCUGCCUGAUCACGCAGGGCUGAACAGAUCACAAAUUCUCACAUUCAAGAAAUUCCAAGUGUGCUGCCCCCCACCCAAAGCGGUGUGUGGCAGGGACCUGCCCAUUCAAUGUAGAACCCCCGUCCCACGCAUGCCCCGGGCGUACUCAUAACUUCAAAAAUACACAAAUAGUGCUUGUCAUUUAAUGUGCUUUGUAGCAAUCAGAGUUAACUUCAGAAAUCUAGGAAGAAAGAAUGAACCUGCUUUGCAAGUACAAAAGGCGAGGAUGAGAAAGAUGUUCAGUGACUCAAGGCUAUAACCUCCUGAGUUAUAAGCCUAGAUCCGCGAAUGACUCUCUCUCUCUGUGCAGUUUCUUCCAAGGUCUGAACAACCCUUUCCUUUUCUUCUAAGACUUGACACUGAUUUGACUUCUUCAGAGAAAAAGAAUUUUUUUCCGCAAUUACAAACUCAAGGAAGAAAAGAGAUCCAACACUUGUAAAACAAUGCUAUUACCUUGGCAAAGACAGCCUGGACACCCCGGCAGCAGCCAAGAAAAUGUCUCUGGAUGAUGGGUUACAAUUGGUUACAUUGAAGUAAAGACAAAUAAGCCUCAGGUAUUAUCAAAGGGGGAAACAAAUCUCCAAACUCUGAACCACGUUAACUGUGAACACUCAAGCAGCUGAAGGAUGGGCUCCUGGGAACUGCACUUCUCCCUGACUUCAGACUCCAUGUAUUAAGGAAAUCACCUGCAGUAACUCCCAAGCCCCUUGUUAAUAGAGGACCUGGUAGAUAGCUGUGGUCUGUAGUUGCUUUAUGGCCAUAUUUGCACUUCUUUGUAUUUUAGUACCUAUGUAUUAAGUAGAGCUGGUCAUAUAACAGAAGAAACUACUGGGAAAGAAUUCAUCCGAUGAGCCCCAGAAAGCUCAUUGGAUGAGUUUUUCCAUCAAACAGUAAAUUAACUAUAUAUAGCUCUGAUCAAAUAACCAAUCACUUCUUUUGGGAAUAAUUUAUUCAGGUGGCAAAAAGAAAACAAGAUGUAGAGAGUUUGUCUGGCUCUACUGUUAAUGGCAUCAGUGUGAGAGUCUGUUAUUGUGCCUUGUUCUGUAGGGUAAGAAAAUGACAGUGUUUAAAAACCUUCACUUAUAAAUUUAAAAAUAAGUAUAUAUAGAAAAAAAAAAAAUCCUGCAAGUAUGCUCUCCAUUUUGGAAAAGAAUGGGAAACGCUGCUGUGUGAACUGUGCUUCUAAGAGAGCUGAGUAAAUCAUGGAUGAACUGCAGAGGUUUCUCAGAGAGCAGAGGAACACGGAGUGGGUUUCCCGAGCGGGACCCAAGCGGACACUGGUGGACACCAGCAGCCAGGUCCCUCCUGGCUCCCAGUAACGUCCAUCAGCCUUUCUGCAUCGCCUGAGAUGGGGAAGCAGAGCCCAGGCUCAAGGGCUCAAGACACAUUUUAAAACAUCGGUGGCAUCAGCAGCCCCCCUGAACGCCCGGGUCUCCUCCGCGGUGGCAAAAUCAAAGCUGUCUUGAGCCGGAUCGAUGGACAGUUCUUCAGGGAGCACAGACACCCUCCGACCCGCGGAAAUGGCCUUCAAGUGUUCUGGAAAUGGCAAGUGACUGAUGUCUGGGCAGCUGUGUUUCCAAUGUUUAGUUUGAGUGGAAGAUUUUCUCCUCCUUAUAGUAAAUGUAACAAGCAAAAGUAUUGCCUGAAAAGUAUUAUUGAACAUAUGUCUUCUAUUUUAUUUACUAAUAUUUUGUUUGUCCUUUUCUCUCCUCCCUUAAUUUAAUUAUUGUUCUUUUCUUACAGUGAUGUAUAUAGUUUACCCAGUAGAAACAAAUAUAGUGAUUCAUUUAUAUGGUAAAAAUUGUAACAUUUUAGUCAAAAGAGAAAGAGAUAGCCAGACAUAACAGAGUUAAGUAUUGUUACUAAACAUUUCACUAACACUUGCAGGCCAGGCUCCAGUUUACAGUACCCCACUAGUGCCAUGUCACAGCAGUUCUCCUCUUGGCUGCGAGUAUCUCUGCCUCUCACUCACUCUCCACGUUAUUUAGGUUCAGUUGGGAAACAGGGAUCUGGAGGAACGUGGCAGGUUUAUCUCAUUCCUGGCAGCGUCACCACGCAGCUCCUGCUAAAGGCGAGGAAUUUCCUCCGCCUCCACGUUAAUCGAAGGCUGAGGUAUUGGCUACAGGAUCAGAAAGGGCCAAAUUGUUUAUAUGAUGUGAUGUUUAUUAUUUUUUUCAGACUUCUCAGGGAUUCUUACUCAACUCCUGUCAGCCACCUGCUUUAUCUAACCCAACUGAGCUCAAUGGUAUCUGGUAUUAACACCUGCCUUCGUUUGCUUUAACGGUGCUUAUUCCUACUGGUUUUAACCUCUUGUCACUCCAGAGAAUUAGAGCUACCAAAUUCAGAGCUUUCCACAGAAAGGUGUUGUCUUCUCUCCAACAAUCACCUGGCACAUGGGUGUCCCAGGAUAAGUGCCUUCACCUGCAGGUUAUUGUUCAGGCUGGUGUUUGUACAGUCUGGUUUCCUGUCUCCUCUUUUCUCUACUUUUCAUCUCUUUCUUGAUAUUUGUUCUGCACAGUCCCUUUGGAUUGCUUUUCUCUGCCUCUUGAAUGAGAUCAGGUAUAGGACUCAUUUCACUCUGCUAUUUCCUUUAUAUUCCGUGCUUGCAGAGGCAGAACUAGAUAAUCUAGAGCAAGCUUUGGUCACAUUACAAUUUCUUCCAAUAUAAGCAAGGAAUUCCAGCUUAUAUUGGUUUGUCUGGAAGCCUCACUGUGUCCUUCCCCAAACGAGAGAAGCUUCUUAAUCUAUUGAUUUUUCAAUAUUGGUAUCUGGAGCAAAACAAAGACUAGCAAUGUGAAUCUCAUCCUUCUCCUAGUCCUUUCUAAAACAAUGUGGUUUCUCUUUGGUUCUUCCAAGUUAUCCUCACAAGGUGGGGUCUCCUGGGUGCUGAGCCCACACCACCUACUCAGGAUAUCAAGGAAGGUCAGAUAAAAACCUACAGUCUGAGUAACAGUCUCGAACAAAACCACUGAAAUUAGAACCCACAGAAGAUGUGUAACAUUUCGGGCUGCCUGCAGGCACAAACUGUGCUGCUUAAGACAUCCCACUAACACAACCCUCCUCUCCAAUCCUGCUGCUUGGCAAAUGCAGAGUAUAAGGAUAAUCUGAGUGUCCAGCACUUACUUCUCUCUUUGGAUUUACACUCUUGUGUUCUGUAGGAAUGUUUAUUCAGUGUGUGAGUCUAUAACUGGCCACUCAACAGUUCAUAACCUAUCUUCUCAAUGAUCCUCCACGCUGAGCGUUGGCACUGCCUUGUCCAGUCCCAUCUUGCUUUAUUAACUUGAUCUGCCCCUGUUCCAGCUGUAAUGGUGUGGUGCUGGCUCAAUGGUGGUUGCCCACCACCAACUGGGCAACACCAGGAAACGUUUGUAGGGAAACACCACUAGCAAACAGCUACAUAAUAAGAUAAAGCAUUAUAGGCUUUUCCUGAAUACAGGAGUUAGCCAGGAUUGGUAUAAUACUCAGAUGAUAUUAUAAUUUCUUUCUUAUCAUAAAGUGAAUAGAAAAUACAGACGGUAACACUAAUUCUUUUGCCCCUCCCUGCAAAUAUUAGUGGUCAAAAUUUGGGAUCUAUUUUCCUGAUUUUAUACUAAGUCACCAAAAGAAACAGAAAGAAUUUUGCCAAAAUGACGACACCAGCACCAUCUUAGGCAAGCGAAAUUCAGGGAGGACUUCUGGCUGGGACCCUGUGGAGGCUCAGUCACUGCACAGGAUCUAAGUGCUGAGCCCAAGCGCUGGCUUGUUUGUUUGACACGUGGUUUUUUUCACAUGGUGUUAACACAGAAAAGCAAACUUGUUGGACCGGGUCACUUGGGACCCCAAGCAAACUUGAUGCCAUGAGGGCCGUGGUCACAGGAAGACUGGUGUGGCUUGCACUGAGCAGUGUCCCCUUGUCCUGCCCGAGAACCCUGUGCCACAAGAGCCAGCACAUCCUUAUUACUCCAUUCAUUUUUCCUUAGGUCUUGAGUUGUCAAAGCAGCUAAUGAAAACUGGGAAAAGCCAGUAACUAGGGACUUAAAGAAAAUAAACUAAGUGCCAUGUAAUAUUCAAAACACUAAGGAAUGUUUGUCUGCCCUGUUCCUGUCUGUCUGAAGAAUGUAUGCACUGAAAACAACGCUUUCUUAUGUAGUCAAAAAUUGUACUGUAUCUAUUAACCAAAAAAAUAAAAAGAUUCUAUAUUUAUACAGCC
Messenger RNA from Calidris pugnax (ruff), 9171 nucleotides. Its product is annotated as vascular endothelial growth factor receptor kdr-like. Gene Ontology annotation, molecular function: vascular endothelial growth factor receptor activity; ATP binding. Gene Ontology annotation, cellular component: signaling receptor complex; plasma membrane. Gene Ontology annotation, biological process: multicellular organism development; protein phosphorylation; vascular endothelial growth factor receptor signaling pathway. The transcript is spliced from 28 exons. The record is from RefSeq and is a predicted model, not a curated record. Bases 140 to 3745 code for a protein of 1201 amino acids. NCBI's taxonomy places the organism in Eukaryota, Metazoa, Chordata, Aves, Charadriiformes, Scolopacidae.